Molecule: messenger RNA, 815 nt
Organism: Naegleria gruberi
Lineage: Eukaryota; Heterolobosea; Eutetramitea; Acrasida; Naegleriidae
Product: rab family small GTPase
Exons: 3
Coding region: 68-718 (216 amino acids)
Cellular component (GO): endosome; Golgi apparatus
Molecular function (GO): GTP binding; GTPase activity
Source: RefSeq, a predicted model, not a curated record
AAAACAAAGCGAAUUGCUACACUGCUAACAAUUCAUACUAAUUUAUAAAUACUAAUAAUAAUUAAGAAUGUCGUCAUCGGGAAAUGUUGAAGAGGAAAUUAGAUAUUCCUACAAGCUUAUUGUGAUUGGAGAUUCAGGAGUUGGAAAAUCAUCAUUGAUUGUUCGAGCUGCUCAUAACAAGUUUAAUUUGAAUACUAAACCAACAAUUGGAGUUGAUUUUGCUUCAAAGGAAAUUCAAAUUAAGGGAAAUACUGUACAUGCUCAAAUUUGGGAUACUGCUGGACAGGAAAAGUAUCAAGCUGUAAUGCCUGCAAUGUAUCGUGGAGCUCAAGGUUGUAUGGUUGUCUUUGAUAUUACAAAUAAGGAAAGUUUCGACAAUGCUGGUAAAUGGGCAAAUCAAUUAAUCAAAUAUGGAGAUCAAGAGUGUAAAAAGGUACUCGUAGGAAAUAAGUGUGAUUUGAAUCAUUUGAGACAAGUUUCAAUUGAAGAAGCAACAGAAUAUGCCAAAUCUAUUGGAAGUGCUUAUAUGGAAACUUCAGCACUCAAUGCACAUAAUGUUGAACUGGCAUUUAAUACGAUUAUGAACGAAAUUCACUCAAAGACUCCUCCAAAAAAUAUUGUCAAUCCUCCUGAUAUUGUUCCACCACAACCUAGACCAAUUGAUAUUACAAAACCUCCUGUUACACCAGGAAAUCAAUGGAGUAUUUGUAAUUGUUAAUAGACAGUGAAAUAUUACAAAAAUGGUGGUAUAUUUCCACUUUAAUUCGAGUUCAGCAAUAUCAAUAUAUGUGUAAAAUAAAUCUAGUUCAAUAAUU